AUGGUGGGAAAUGGAUUCAUUGCGAUCGUUAACUGCAUUGACUGGUUUAGAAGCCGAAAACUAUCCCCAGCUGACAUGAUCCUGAUUUUCAUUUGGAUGGGCAUUAACAACAAUGGGGUGCAUUUAAUUCUUCUUAAUGUGUUUGCUGCAUAUUCCUCUGGGCAUGCUCUUAUCCUGAUCUUCAUGAGUCCCAAACUGAAACAGGAAUCAAUCAAUAUGCUACAUCAACUAAAAUGCUGA
Messenger RNA from Podarcis muralis (Common wall lizard), 240 nucleotides. Lineage: Eukaryota; Metazoa; Chordata; Lepidosauria; Squamata; Lacertidae. The record is from RefSeq and is a predicted model, not a curated record.